AGAGCAGCGACGUCAGGCGCCUAUCGCUAAAUUCACAAACCUUUUCUUGCAGCCGCAGUGUCGAUGCAGUCGCUUUUAAAUUCUUGUUCUCCAGACGUCAGCGCCAGCGCCUUGCUGUCAACAUAGCGAUAUAAUUUCUGCUUGGCAAGAGUCAGGACUUCUGCUCAUCGCUAAAUAUUUGUUUUUUUUUUGUUAGCAGGCACAGUCGAAAAAUAAAUCAUGAAGUACAAGGAAGAGACGAAAGUGUAUGAGAGCCGGUGGGAGGAUGUCACUGCAGCUUUUUGGCAAAAGUAUCCGAACGCCCAGGCGCCUAACGUGAAGUCCGUCGACCCUAUCGCGCGGGAAGUCGACGCGGAGAACCAAACUUUGCGGACCCGGCGACUCCUGGCGCUGGAGUAUGCCAUGCCCUCGUGGAUCGAGAAGCUAUUCGGAUGCAAGGUAAUAUAGAUUGUCAACUCCUCGGGUUGAUGAAGUAGAACGCGAGAUGAAAAAAAUAAUAGCAUGGUUAUCUUGAAGAGCAGGCUAGAACGAGAUCGUGCCUCUCUCCACUUCCACACAUUGCCAACAUUUUCGAAAUUUUGCGUCGUAGAUCAGAUGUGUCACAGUAUGCAGUUUCUGGUGUUUUCGUAGUUCUUUGUACGUCGAGCGAAAUUGAAAUUAAAUUCUCCCAGCGAUUGUACUUCUUGUAAACCCUGAUUAGAUGCGCGGGUUGGCCGUCGAGGACACGCUGGUGGAUAUGAAGAACAAGACGCUAACGCUCGAAAGUCGGAAUCUCGGGCUGCUGCGCUUUCUUCGCACCGAGGAGACCUGCACCUAUUCGGUUCACCCGGACGACCCCUCGAAGACGUUGUACCAGGCAAGCAUCGGCAUCCGCGUGAAACUACCCGGUGGCGAGCCGGACACGGCGUCAGCGAUGGUUGGGACCGGCUCGAGCGGAGGCAGCAGCAGCUCUAGUUGCAUUAUUCCCAACGGAAGUCCUCGAAAUGCAUCUGCUGGAGCAGAAGCGACCACGUCCGGGUCCGCAGCUGCAAUGACCGCGACAUCAACCGCUGCGAGGGGGGCCGCGGCAGGGACCAUAGGAGCUGCUACGACCGAAAUCACAACAACGUCACCGGCAGGCUCGGCCAUACCUGCAGAGUCGACUUCAGCGCCAGGUCCUGGUGCUGCAGGAUUAGUCGCGGGACGAGAAGAUUCGUCAGCGGCUUAUACAACAACUUUGUCGAGCGCCAGUACUAGUGGCAGCGAUAGGUUGAAGAUGCCGCAAGCAUGCGACCAAGGCGGCGGCUCGACCGCGGCAGGUGGUGAAGCAGCUGCUACUUCUAGUGUAGGUUCCAGUUCAACAACUGCCUCCCCCGCGGCGACGUAUUCCAGCUGGAUGGGCACGAGUUACCUGCAGGGCAUCCUGGAGAACCAGUUUCUGAAUCGCGCCAAGGACAAGGCGAAAAUCGGGUUUGAGGUGAUGAAGGAAAAAAUCGAGUUCACCAGCCGGGAAACCAGCCCCGGCUUCAUCCCCCGGGAGCAGUGGGACCACUUUUUGCAGGAGAUGCAGCACGAGGCGAGCUUUCUGAAGGAGAAAACCCGGGAGAAAACCGACGAUUUCGUCCUAUCAAAUGUAAAAAUGUCUGGGUCUGGAACAUUGGAACUUGUGAUGCUAAAUUUGGACUCUAGAAAAAUCUGCAUUGCAUGACCAGCAAGAGGAGUCUAGUUUGUGCUACGCGGGGAGGGCGUUUGUCAUGCGGAGUAGGCAUCAGGAAGCCAGCUUAAAAUCUGUGAUGCGCGGUCGUGCAUUACAGACAUCCUGGGUGAUGCAAAACAUGCAUGACAAAUCUCAGAAUCUUCCAGACCCAGACACUUUUACGUUUGAUACGUCCGGGUGUUGUCCAACAAGGCCGAGGAAAUCACGCACAAGGCCGAGGAGAUUCUCCACGACGUGGAUCUGAAGUCCUGCGAACUGAAGGAGAAGGUCUCGCACGAAGUGACGGAGAUCAAGUCCAAAGUGUCCCACGAGGUCGAUGAAAUCAAAUCCAAAGUCUCCCACGAGGUCGACGAGCUGCGGCUGAGAACUGCGGAAUGGAAGGAAAAGACGUCGGAAUUCAAGGACGAACUGUAUCCUGUGUGAAAACGUCCCUACAGGUACAGUCACCAGAGCGUUCAAGAUGGCGACCCUGCGAACUACAAGAAUGGAGAAGAUUGAGGAGUCACGCGUAAUAAGUUUGGGUCCCUAGUAUCGUCGUGUUUGAUGGCUAGUGACGUCAAAUCACAAAAAAUCUAGCGUCUUACGCUGAUUAGAGCUGCAUGAAAAAGCUGUAAAAGUCCCAGACAGCAUGAGAAACCGCUCGUCAUGGGACUACGCGUGAAACACAGCUUAUGCUUAUGCAUGACAAGUCUUGGGGUUGGGAGUUGGGGACGUUGUUACAUAUGAUAGACUGAAGUUGAAAGCUACGGAGAUCAAGGACAAGGUCGCACUGAACGUCGAGGAGUUGAAGCGAGGGGGCGGCAACGGGAACGCGACGAAUAGCAACACAAGUUGCACUAGUACAACCUGUACUACUAGCCCGACCACCAGCCCCCCUUGCGGUAACCCCACGAAACACACACCGUCAGCAAGCGUUUGCGGCAUCGACGGGAGUGACGUCGGGUGGGUGCGUAGGACGGUGCGGGGCUGGAUUCCAUUCUUUCGGACGAGCUUGACGUGAUUCGGUGUAUGCGGCAGGGCGAAAGCGACGGACGGCAGAGUGAACAUCCUGCAGCUUCUUGUCGGUACUCCAGGAGGACGCGGUUUCGCAUGCCAGGGGUGCGAGAGAUUCAUCAGACGACUCACCGACGCGGACGCGUCAUACUUGUUGGGGAAAAAGGCGCGGGACAGCAGACGCGGCAAAAAUGGCGUCCGUUUUUUUGACUUGAGGCACCUGCAAUGACUCUGACAGACCUUGUACAGGACCGGACGGCUGAUCUGUGGGGGGAGUAAAUAUCACACUGCUGCAGCAAGUGUGAUUAUUUUUUGAGGAAGCGGAAGACGUACACGAAACGCACGUUACGAGUGAAGGUGACCUUCAUCAUCAUGGCACAUUAACACGAAAAGAUGAAAAUUAAUGAUAUUUCCAGUGUUGAUUUACCAUUUGCGCGAUCAUAUUUCUCCACGGCACUGCAAGUCAGACCGAUGGAUGCUGAUCGUAAAAACGCAUGAGUGCUACACAAGGGAGAUGAUCCCUUUGGUAGCAAAAAUAGAAGGCUCAUCGAUUUAUUUUCCGUUGCAUCCGUCGCACUUUGACUUUUUUGUAUGUUUUCGAACGGGAACUACAUCAAUUUGGAUUUUCCCUAGCUUCCUUCGGUGGAGCUACCAAUUAUGAGAUAGAUUUUGGCAGCCGCGUGCAAAACAUCACUCAGUUCCCAUUUGCACCGGUGCAUGGUGUGUGGACAUGCAAAAUAAGUGUAGAAAUUGAAAAGCACCACGGCAUGUGCAGGAGGACGACCCGAU
Messenger RNA from Amoebophrya sp. A120, 3478 nucleotides. The record is from the annotation of a GenBank genome assembly. Lineage: Eukaryota; Dinophyceae; Syndiniales; Amoebophryaceae.